Molecule: messenger RNA, 7634 nt
Organism: Monodelphis domestica (gray short-tailed opossum)
Lineage: Eukaryota; Metazoa; Chordata; Mammalia; Didelphimorphia; Didelphidae
Gene: EDARADD
Product: EDAR associated via death domain
Biological process (GO): signal transduction
Molecular function (GO): protein binding
Source: RefSeq, a predicted model, not a curated record
UCUUAGCUAGGGUAGUAUCCAGUAAAGUUCAUUGCCGUCUGCCUGAAUAUAGUGGGACUACGGCUACCGUUGGUUAAGAUUAAUCAUCUGGUUCACCGUACAAAUCGAAAAGCCCGGUCCCGAACUGCAGCGACUGAGGCAAUUGUAGGAGUCCUCGGGCAGCAGCUGAGGCAAAAAGGGAAUCUGGAGCCGGCAACCAACCCACUGGGGUGCAAAGGGGCAGGCCGGGCUAGUGGACGGCGGGGUCGGAGCUGUAGCAGUGAGAAUCGGGGGGAGCACCCAUUCUUGCUUCGUACCUACGGAGGGGAGGGAGUUAGAGACGCGCACAGAGGGGGCUCCUCUCCAUGCCCAAGCAGGAAGUGAGUACAAGGAAGGAGCCAGCGAAGACACAAGGAGGAGGAGGAGGACGAGGAGGAGGAGUUGGGGUGUUUUUAUCAGCCCGACCCGGGAAAGCCGAAGUUUCCAUACUACCUCUUCCCGGGAUUCCUUCCUUCCUCCUUUCGUCCCCCUUACCCCACGCCUUCCCAUUUCCCACCCGGCUCUCCAGCCCCAAGCUGGAACUGGUGCUCCUCCACCCCGCCUCCAUGGCUUCUGCCGAGGACCCUCUGCUUACAGAUCAUGCUACAAGAGAACCAGUAGAAGAUACAGAUCCUAGCACUUUAUCUUUUAAAAUGUCAGAAAAAUAUCCUGUUCAAGAUACAGGUCUCCCUAAAGAUAAAGAAUAUAAUUCAAUUACACUGAAAGUUCCACCAAGUUCUGACAUAAUGCAUCAGCGAGAAGAAAAUGGCUACCCCGACAGCACUGGAGAUCCACUUUCAGAUAUAAAGGACAACUCUUGCCAAGAAAAUUGCACAUGCUCCCUUUGCUCACUCCGGGCCCCCAACAUCAGUGACUUGCUCAAUGAUGAGGACUUGCUAGAUGUGAUCAGAAUAAAGUUGGAUCCAUGUCACCCAACAGUAAAAAACUGGAGGAAUUUUGCAAGCAAAUGGGGAAUGCACUAUGAUGAAUUGUGUUUUCUGGAACAAAAACAACAGAGUCCUACCUUGGAGUUCCUGCUCCGGAAUAGUCACAAAACUGUGGAUCAACUGAUUGAGCUCUGUAGGCUCUAUCAUAGAGUUGAUGUGGAAAAAGUCUUGAGGAGGUGGGUGGAAGAGGAAUGGCCAAAGAGGGGGCAUGGAGACUACCAUAAUCACUUUUAAAAGUUUUCUUCCUUUAUUUCAUUGGUUCUUUGGACAUUAAAAAUCACUAUAGCUCGGGAUGGAGGGGAGGACAGGACAUUGGUUUUUUUUUUGUUUGUUUAAGUGUUUACUUAAAAAAAGAUGAUGUUGUAUCCCCUAAGGAGAUUUGUAUUUGGUUUUUGGUUUUUGUUUGUUAUGUGUGUGUGUGCGUGUGUGUGUGUGUGUGUGUGUGUGUGUGUGUUUGCUUGCACUUCUGUAUUUUGAUACAAUAUCUGAAUCCAGAAUUUUAGGAAAGAUGAGCAGUCUUUAUACAGUAGCUAACCCCUAGAAGCAAAAUGCUUUUGUUUUUUCCACUGACUUUAAUGAACAACUCCCAGGACUCAAAGGUCUCGGUGACCCUAAAGGAAUCACAUACAAUGUCUGCCAGAUCAAUAGCAUUGAUUUCCAUUGCUUGGAGGCCAAAUACCAUUAAGUGAUUGCUCCAUUUUACCACUGUCAUGUCAUUAUCAUUUGUCCAUUACAAGAUGCUCCAAGGCCCAGUUACUAGGAUAUUGGUAUCAUUGUGAGUUUGCCUUAGUUCAUAUACCAGUCUUAUAUCAUUAAAUGCCAUCAUAUUCUUUCAGUGAUCUAAAGAUAGAUGUUAUUUGCCCAACUUUUCUAAGAAUUUUUUUUAAUACAAGUGAAUGAUAUAAAGUUUAGAGUAAAGCUAGAAGCAAGAACCUAGAUCUUGGUAAUUGAGCUCUAGAAGGAGAGUUUAACAUGAGUAGCCUUUAAAAUGUUUUCAUAUUAGCUAUCAAUUGUUUUAAAUUAACAUAACACUCAUUUCUGCCUCUUCCAUGUGAGAUUGAGAGUUUUGCCAGUGAAGAGUGUCAAGGCUUCAUUCAGCAAUAUAGAUCACCAACCUAGCAUUAAAACCUAGCACCUAUUCCAACAGCUAUUAAGAUAGGUUCCAGCAACACUACAAGAGCAUUUAGGUAAGAAGUUAAAACCUCCACAAGUGGGAGGGAGAAUCCAAGAAUCCAAUCAGUAAAUCAAUUUCUCAAAGACUUUUUUCAAUGUUCUGGCUUGUUGGUUUAGAAAAAAAUAUAGAAAUUGCAUUGAAUCUCUAUGGAUAGUACGGGAAGACUGCCCAGUUCCCCUAGCUAUUGUGUAUUCUUUAUUCCUUACCAGAAUAGAUGGCAUUACUUUUCACAGAAUGACAGAUCCUAAAAAUAAUUAAAGAUAUCAUUUUGUCACAGAGUCAGAGUCUCAGAGCCAAAAGGGAUUUGAAAGAUAACUUAGUCUCACCCCCUCAUUUUAGACAAAGAACUUUAAGUUUAGUUAGGUGCCCAUAUGAAAAUCAUGGAAACAUAGGCACAGUAGGAAGUCAAAUCCAUUUCCUCUGAUUUUUUCUAUUGUACUAUGCUACCUCCUACCUCUUCUUUUUACAAAUGAGAUAACUGAGACCCAAAAAAUGUUAGAUCAUUUGCCCAGUAUUAUAGAGUGUAUUAAUGGUAGAGGCAGAAAUUAAAUUCCAACUACUCUGGCUCCCAGUCCAAUGCUUUUCCCCAAUAUACUGCAUUAUCUUCUCCUCAGAACUAAUUAAUUAAUUAGGCAGUAGUAGUGUGUUGGUAUUUUUGGGGAGAUACUAGUUCAUUUUGUAAGUAUAAAUAUAAUAGACAGUAAAACUAUUCUUGAAGAGAGGAGGCACUCAACCUUCCCCUCUCAGAACUAGAUAAAUCCAACCAAAAAAGUAAACAAGAAGGAAGUUAAAGAGGUGAAAAGAAUUUUUUUUUUAAAUUGUAAUUUUUAGGGCAGUUCAAUCUGAUAUCUGGGAUUCAUCUCAGUCUAAAUCUCUAAUUUACAUAGGUAAAAUUAAAUGUUUUCAGUGAGAAUUAGGUACCCAGAGCCUUAGAGCUAACACUUUUUUCCUUUUCUUUUUUUGAAGUAUAGUGCCUUUCCACAUCAGUAAUGUUUAGAGGUAACUUAGGGGGAAAAAAUUUGCUAAACCACCAACACUCUUCCUGGGAAUGCUUUACAAUAGCUUCAUUUAGAACCUGAUACUACUCAUUUAAUCAACUCCACCACAAGAUGAACUUUAUCUUUAAAAUAAAAGAUACAAUAAAUGUUUUCUAAAAUUUCUGAUCCAUUCUUAAUUAUUCCCAACUAACUUUCUUCCCUGGUUAGAGUUACUACAAGUGUGAUUGAUAUCAUUUACAGUGAAAUGUCAUUUAAAAAAAAAUAGAUACUUUAGCAAGUUGUUAAAGAGAACCAAUAAAUUAUCAAUUUAAUUUUUAUUGAAUGUUAAUAGUGCAAUAAGCACCACACUGAACAUUUAGAUGAAGGUUACCCUCUGGGUGCCUGCUUAGCCUAAAUAUGUCUUUCUCGUGCUUUUUUCCUACAGUUUAUUGAAGGAAAAUGUAAUUAUAAUUGAUAUUCAUUGUAGACCUUGUAAGUAUAUAAAAUUAAUAUGGCAGUGAUUAUAUGAUGGUACAUAAAGAUGAACAGAGAUCAAGAUAGAUUCUCAUUACUUUUUAUAUUUCUUUAGCUGUCUUAAGGUCUUGGGUUUUCAGUGUAUACACAAUUUUCAACAUACUUCCAUCUCCUUUGUAAAAUAGCCACCCUUGCGCAUGGGCACAGGAAUUCCCUUUCUUCACCAUUUUCCCAGGAGGUUUCCUUCCCCUUCUUCCUCAUUACUGCAGACUCCAUGCUGCCAUGAACUCCCAUUUAGCCAACCCCAUUCCCAGGUUCUCACUUUGUCCUAGUGGCCAGAUCUGUAGUAGAUGAAUGGUCCCUACCCUUAGUCCUCAUCCACUGAUAUCCCAGAAUACAUAUUGCUAUCCCUUAGCCAUACCUAUAUCCAACCUUGCUAAAGCCACCAUUAGAGACUGGGAGUUGUGGGAGCCCUAAACCCAUAAAGAGGUUGAAUUUCUGUUGCUUUAUUAGGACUGCAGUUGGGAAUAAGGGGAGACGUGAUAUAAUUUUCCAUAAAAAUAUUACUAGUAAAUAAUUAGGUAUGACCCAAAUAGCACAGUAUUAUUAGUAUAAUAUAAUAAUUAGUAUAAUAAUAUUUAUGUACAUUAUAGGUAAUUGUGAGCUAGCAUGGGAAUACAUCAUAUGAAACAUCAUUUUCCUGGGAAAGUGUAUUCUCAGUUCUAAAAAAAAAUCUAUCUACAAAUUAACUUUUAUAAAUAUAAAUAGCCCAGUUAUGCAUUGGGUAUGAUCUGUAUUGUCAUUCUGUAGAUACACCAUAAAAUGGUCUGGUUUUUAUGUUGCAUAUCUAGGUUACCAUGUCUUUCUUAAGUUAGGCUAGACCCCUUAAGGAAUGACUCUGAGUUUAAAAGGAUGUAGACCAAAAGUUGUCCUUAUUUUUUCAUUUAGGAAUUAAGGGGAAUCCCACUGAAACCUAAGUGUGAUAUGGACCAUAGUACACAACCCACUCACUUGCAUCACUUUUUCCAAAGUAGGUGGAUCCCUGCCACUAACAACUUCCACUUUUUACAGCUUCCAUUUGCUAAUUUUGCCAGCUUGGCUACAAAAUGUGAAAGUUCUUGAUGUUUUCUUCCCCAUAACAAAUAUUGAAGUUGACAUCUUUUUACCAUUAUAUUGACUUUUUUUCUGCCCAUUUGUUCUGAAAUCUGGCACACUGAUCCCCUUGAGGCAAUGUUGACUAUAUUAGCUAGAGUCAGAAAUUAAACCCGUGUGCUUAUCAAAAGUUUACUGCCACAGGGAAAGUAAAUAUUAUGGAAGUUUUGCAUACCUAGAUCCAUGAGAUCAAAAAGUAGUUUGAGCUUACAAGUAAAUGUAGGAAAGUCAAAUAUGUGUGCUAAUCACAAAACUACUUAAUAAUUCUUUACAUUAGAUAAUCACUACAAUAUUCUAAAUAUCCUUGGGGAGGGUCCUAUGGACAAGGGGAAUCUCGGACUCAAAGGCAGUGUAAUGAAGAAGAAGACAGGGGAAAAAAGAAAUAACUUUGUAGAAAAUUAGUCAAAUCAUUCCUCAUUUUUAAAAAGUUGAAUACAAGUCCAGUCAUUUCAUUCUAAUGUUGUCCUCAGGGUCCAUCCAGGGUGACUACUUUAUGGGUUAAAUUCCCGUAGUAUUAGGUUGUUUUACUUCUUUAAUAAGUUAAAUUCCUAGCAUAUGGCCCAUAGCAGAUGCUUCUUAUACCAAAAUUUUCACUUUUAAGGUUCUAUAAUGAGAUUACAAUGUUAUUCAUGGGCCUCACAUUUUGUAAAUAGAUAAGUAACUAGUGUGACUUCCAUUUGACUGGAAUGUAUGACUUUUUCGUUAAUUUUGGGACUUCAAAAGUCAGUUGUCAUAUAGACUUAUCUUAUACCUAGGAAAAAGGAAAGAAAAGACAUCUGUCUUGUUUCCCUUCUCUCCCCUCAAAAAGAGGAUGAUCGUGGUGAUGUUUGCUUUAUUAAGACUCCAUUCUAUAGUAUACAAUUUUCCUUAUCCCCACUUAUUUAAGACAGUGCAUCAGACUGGUAUAUCUGAUGAGAAAGAAUCAUAAAAAUGGUGAGUCAAAGGCAACAACAACAACAAAAAAGCUGAGUUAAGCUUUUUGUUAAAUAAUGACUUUUGAUGUGAUAGUGCCCUCUGCUGGGAUUUAAAAGCCACAGAGUUAGAAUUCUGACUUGGCUGCUCAUUUAACUUUAUAGUGAUCAUAGAUUUAGAGCUGAAAGGGGUUUUAGAGAUAUUGUGGGCCAACUCCCUUAUUUAACAGCAUAAACCUACCCAUGCAGGUUUGGUAACUUACUCAAUGGGGAAAAGGUCUGUAACUCAACCCAGAAGUCUGUACCACCAGCAGCCACCUUUUUCUUAUUUCCUUGACUACCUUCUGUAAUUCCUACAGUUAUCUCCCAAUGAGUCCCAAGGAUACCUUUUGUAAUACAUCCAUAAAAUAAAAAGAGGGCAAGUAUAUUCCAUAUUUUACACAUGGACAAAUGGAGGAUCAAAGAACUCAAGGACAUGGUUGAACAUCUCACAGAGUCAGUGGACAAGUUCUGGUCCCACGAAUCUGAGGAAUAUGUAGCAAUCACUAGAUCAUCCUAACCUUUCUUAGUUUCAACAUGUGGCCCAUCUGCUCUAAUAGUGGUUGAGCCCAAAGUAAAAGAACCCAACGGCCACUGAUUAUAAAACCUUCAUUCUGGGUCUUAUUUCAUUAACGUUUCUCCCAGGUAGAUCCUGGGUCUGCCAUUUGGGGUAUUUCUUUUCUCAGGUAAAUGAAACUUAAUUUGACACAACCCACACAAUUAAAUGGUAUAGAAGCAAAGGGUGACUUUUCAUAUCAAAAGGCAAUAGAUCAGCAGUAGCACUAGUGUCUCAGACUCAUAUCUAGGAUGUAAUAUAAAAUGUGAUUUUUUUACAUUUAUAGAUGUUCUUAGUAGUUUACACAUAGCCAGUUCUUCUGCUCGCCUUUCCUCCAAGAGGAGUGAAGACAAGCCCUUUUCCAGUUUAUACUAAAAGCUACCGUCUCUGUGAAAAGAGUCUUUCCCAUCUGUCUGGCUACCAUCUUGUUCCUCCACUCUCCCUCUAUUUAGUUCUCAUUGAUCUUGAUGAUAUAAACUUGAAAUUUUUCUGAUUUCAGGCAUCAAUAUCUUUUAUAUAUGCACUACAGCCUCCUCCCUUGGUAGUUUUUUUGUCUGUUUGCUUAGGGAUUUAUUGAACUACUUUUCAUUUAACAAAGGGUCAUUUUUAAUAAAUGGGAUUCUUUGGCAUAUGGUCUAAUAGCAACAUAAUUUUCCCCAUUUUUGUAACCAGAAAACACACACACAUACACAUGUGCAUGCAUCAAGAUUCUAAAAACCACCCUUCAAGCAUGUUCUGUCUGUGGCUCUACUUUGUAAAAAUGUACCACGUGUGGCACAAUGGAUCUUGUUCUUGCUGUAUUCCUAUGUUGAUAGGGUUGUUGCCAGAAUUUGUUUUCAAUGUCCUUAGGCUGCUCUGAGCUUUCCUGGCUGGAACUGAAUGGCUGUGGUGAUGAAAUCAGCCCCAGCAGAACAGGUCCCUAUUUUCUACCUGUGCAUACGAUGGAUGCUAAUAGACCUUUUCUCUGUUGUUUGUGGCCAUACUUGGAUCCAAAAGAACAGAAUCUAUAUUUGGAAAUGUACAACCUACAAUCAAAGACCAGAAUUUUGAUCAACUAAAUGAGUGAUUCAGAAGGGGGCUAUUUUAUCUCAACUUCCUGAGCUGAGCCAGGUUUUCUUUUUUAAGAUCUUCCUAUAAAAAACCAACAACAACACAUUGCAACCUCUGGACCACAGUUUACUCCUUUUAACUUGACAAGCACCCUCUGAAACUUCAUGGAGGAUAUUUCUUCAGUGGACAAGGAAGAUUUUAGCUUCUGAACCAUGGGCACUCUUUGUGGUAUUCUCCUGUUCUGGGUCUUGGCACUGUACUUUUUGACGUGUUUUGUAUAUGAGGCUUCAUCGUGGCUUUCCUAUGUCAUUUUUCUUACAAAUAAAGACUUUUUUA